AUGGACCAGACCAUCCAGGGACCAGACCAUCCAGGGACCAGGCCAUCCAGUCACCAGACCAUUCAGGGACCAGAUCAUCCAGUCACCAGACCAUCAAGUCACCAGGCCAUCCAGGACCAGGCCAUCCAAGCGGACCAGGCCAUCCAGUCACCAGGCCCAUCCAGUCACCAGACCAUCAGUCACCAGACCAUCAAGUCACCAGACCAUCCAGUGACCAGACCACCAGUGACCAGACCAUCCAGGGACCAGGCCAUCCAGGGACCAGGCCAUCCAGUCACCAGGCCAUCCAGGGACCAGGCCAUCCAGGGGACCAGGCCAUCCAGUCACCAAGCCAUCCAGUCACCAGACCAUCCAGGGACCAGACCAUCCAUGGAUCAGACCAUCCAGGGACCAGGCCAUCCAGGGACCGACCAGUCAUCGACCAAACCAUCCAGUGACCAGACCAUCCAGGGACCAGGCCUCCAGUCACCAGACCAUCAAAGUCACCAGGCCAUCCAGGGACCAGGCCAUUCCAGUCACCAGGCCAUCCAGGGACCAGGCCCAGACCAUCCAGGCCAUCCAGUCACCAGGCCAUCCAGUCACCAGGCUAUCCAGGGACAGGCCAUCCAGUCACCAGGCCAUCCAGGGACCAGGCCAUCCAGAACAGGCCAUCCAGUCACCAGGCUAUCCAGGGACAAGGACUCCAGUCACCAGGCCGUCCAGGGACCAGGCCAUCCAGUCACCAGGCCAUCCAGGGACCAGGCCAUCCAGUCACCAGGCCCAUCCAGGGACCAGGCCAUCCAGUCACCAGGCCAUCCAGUCCACCCAGGCCAUCCAGGGACCAGGCCAUCCAGUCACCAGACCUUCCAGGGAGCAGACCAUCCAGGUACCAGACCAUCCAGGGACCAGGCCAUCCAGUCACCAGACCAAUCAGGGACCAGAUCAUCCAGUCACCAGACCAUCCAGUCACCAGGCCAUCCAGUCACCAGGCUCCCCAGUCACCAGGCCAUCCAGCACCAGGCCAUCCAGUCACCAGGCCAUCCAGACCACGGCCAUCCAGCUCAGGCUCCAGUCCCAGGCCAAUCCAGUCACCAGGCCAUCCAGGUCACCAGGGACCAGGCAUCCAGUCACCAGGCCAUCCAGGGACCAGGCCAUCCAGUCACCAGGCCAUCCAGGACCACAGGGCCAUCCAGGGACAAGCCAUCCAGGGACCAGGCCAUCCCGUCACCAGACCAUCCAGGACAGGCUAUCCAGGACCAGACCAUCCAUGGACCAGACCAUCCAUGGACCAGACCAUCCAGGACCAGGCCAUCCAGGGACCAGGCCAUCCAGUCACAGGACCAUCCAGUCACCAGACCAUCAAGUCACCAGACCAAUCCAGGGACCAGACCAUCCAGGACCAGGCCAUCCAGGGACCAGGCCAUCCAGGGACCAGGCCAUCCAGUCACCAGGCCAUCCAGGGACCAGGCCAUCCAGGACCAGGCCAUCCAGUCACCAGACCAUCCAGUCACCCGACCAUCCAGGGACCAGACCAUCCAUGGACCAGACCAUCCAGGGACCCAGGCCAUCCAGGGACCAGGGCCAUCCAGUCACCAGACCAUCCAGGGACCAGACCAUCCAGGGACCAGGCCAUCCAGUCACCAGACCAUCAAGUCACCAGGCCAUCCAGGGACCAGGGCCAUCCAGGGACCAGGCCAUCCAGUCACCAGGCCAUCCAGGGACCAGGCCCAGACCAUCCAGGCAUCCAGUCACCAGGCCAUCCAGCACCAGGCCAUCCAGUCACCAGGCUAUCCAGGGACAAGGCCAUCCAGUCACCAGCGCCACCAGGACCAGGCCAUCCAGGGACCAGGCCAUCCAGUCACCAGGCUAUCCAGGACAAGGACACCAGUCACCAGGCCGUCCAGGGACCAGGCCAUCCAGAGACCAGACCAUCCAGUCAUCAGGCCAUCCAGGGACCAGGCCAUCCAGUCACCAGGCCAUCCAGGGCCAGGCCAUCCAGGGACCAGGCAUCCAGUCACCAGACCAUCCAGGACCAGACCAUCCAGGGACCAGACCAUCCAGGGACCAGGCCAUCCAGUCACCAGACCAUUCAGGGACCAGCACAUCCAGUAA
Molecule: messenger RNA, 2091 nt
Organism: Salvelinus sp. IW2-2015
Lineage: Eukaryota; Metazoa; Chordata; Actinopteri; Salmoniformes; Salmonidae
Source: RefSeq, a predicted model, not a curated record